AUGCCACAGGAAAUAAAGCGCGAGCGUAAAAGUACACAGUCAAUGAUGCGCCCGAAAUCUAUUCACUGGAAUGAAGCACCCUUAUCUCCCUGCCCUAUUCCGGACAUUAGCGACGAUGAGCUGGUAUCGAUAACGGUGCGGGAUCUCAACCGUACGCUUAAGAUGCGUGGCUUAACCCGGGAGGAAAUUGUUCGCAUGAAGCAACGGCGUCGUACGCUGAAAAACCGAGGAUACGCUGCCAGCUGCCGCAUCAAGCGCAUCGAGCAGAAGGAUGAGCUGGAGACGGAAAAAUCACAGGAGUGGCGUGAUAUGGAGCUGAUGCACGAAGAAACGGGCCGGCUGCAGGAAGAGGUAGAUUCGCUGCGGAACAAAUAUGAGGCGUUGCGGAAAUUUGCUCUGUCGAAAAAGAUUCCCCUUCCACCGGAACUGGACGUACUGUAAAACAAG
This is a messenger RNA of Anopheles maculipalpis, 447 nucleotides long. RefSeq names its product transcription factor MafK (gene maf-S). Gene Ontology annotation, biological process: regulation of transcription by RNA polymerase II. NCBI's taxonomy places the organism in Eukaryota, Metazoa, Arthropoda, Insecta, Diptera, Culicidae. The record is from RefSeq and is a predicted model, not a curated record. The transcript is spliced from 3 exons. Gene Ontology annotation, molecular function: RNA polymerase II cis-regulatory region sequence-specific DNA binding; DNA-binding transcription factor activity, RNA polymerase II-specific. Bases 1 to 441 code for a protein of 146 amino acids. Gene Ontology annotation, cellular component: nucleus.